UCUGGCAGCAACUCCACAACUUGAAUAUUUUCUUUGACAUUAGAGACGACUUGUGGACUUGUUCUCAAGUAAAAAAGCAUGAAGAUUCUAGGAGUAUUGCUGUUGUUGACAUACGUAACUCACGUGACUGGGAAAAACUGUAUCAGCGCUGGCGGAAACAAUGACGAAUGUACAAAGGGUGAGACUGACUGCGGUGACGGAAAAGUGUGUAUGCACAUAAUAAUGGGAAAGUCGAACAAUAUAAAGAAGCGUUGUGGAGCACCGCAAGAUGGUGGUUGUUGGUGCGAUCCUUCUCUAACUUCCCUUGAGGCAUGCGAGGAAGGAUAUAGCUGCCAGGAAAAAAAUGGAAAAUUUGAAUGCAAAGAAGACGACAGUACAGAAACAAGAGCUCAAUGUUUGUCCUCAGAUAACGGCUGGAAGUUAUCUUAUCAGAACGAUGAAAAUGGGAACACUAUUUCGGGAACUAUAAAAGAUUUUAUCGACCUAGUGAAACAGGGUGCGCAGGUGAAGGUUUACAGUAAUGCCUUGGGGCUUGUUGCCAUUCAGCAUCUUACGGUUAGUUAUGAGGAACAGACUUGCUGUAUAAAUGGGUGUGUACACGGACAAGCCCUCUUCUGGGCCAAAGACACACGUUCACCUCGAGUUUUCAAUACGUUUAUCGUCUUUAGUACAACUGGAAAUACCCACGUCACCGAAUUUCCGGUUAACAGCCCUGAGAAUACAGGACGAGUUAAUAGCAAUGCUGGUUUUGACCUGAAAUGGUAUACAAGGAUUAACACCAGACCUACAAGCAGUGAAAGCGACCUGACAAGGUAUAUAAAAGACGGAGCUUCUGUACAGAUAUUGGCCGACAACACCAUUAUACCCUUGGAUGUUGUCGAUUUGACUACCACAGUUAAAGGUUGGUCCCUAUAUAAACUUCGAGAUAUAUUUGGAGGCACCGAGUUUAAUACCACCGAACAGCUCGAGUUAUCGAUGUGGUCAUAUGAUGGCGAAUUGCAGAAAGCAAGUUGGCUCUUGAAUGACCACUCACAAACAGAAACAGAAAUGUUACAGGGUCAGACAUUUAACUGGCUAGUUGAUCCAUGCUGGAGAAUCGUCUACAGACACAGUAAAACAGGUGAUGCUCUUUCUGGCUCUAAGGAAGGUCUGAAAGCGGCAGUCGAAAAUGGCAAAGGGCUAAGACUUAAAGUUGGACCAAAGUACUAUAAGGCAAGAACAAUUCGCCAGCCCGUAGGUACUGACGAAAUCAUUGCCCAGGUAUAUGAUUCAAUCAAUUCUGACGUCAAUGUUGGUCAGUGGAGAUGGUUGGAAGUAAGCACUACUGGGCUCGUCAAGACUAUCGAAUUCGACAUUGGUGGCAGUCAACUGAUAAGUGAUAACUCGGAAGGAAUGGACGUAACAUGGUUCAAAGAAGAAAGAGUUUGGACGGCUGCAGCACCUACAGACAUAAGCGAUAAGGUAGAUAAUGGGGCAGAUGUGCGAUACCGUGUUAACACAUCGAGAGGAAUUAUAUCGUACAUAGCUGAUUAUGCCCAACGGAGUUUUGUUUUACCUUCAAACCCUCCAAGAGAAACCGAUAUCUACACGUUGUACAACGACCGGGAGAUAGUGUUCAGUGGUACCGAUUACUUAAUUCGAAAAAGCUUCGUUAACUGGGAUACAGGAGUCUACACUUAUCAUGAUUAUUUAGUUGGCAGCACGACGAGAAUCGAGCGCAAUGUUGUGCAGAGUGAUGAAGCCAACAUACAAUUCUUCUUUAGUUAAGUCAACGUAUAACAUUUACUUGCAGUCUUAUUGCCUUCAAUGUAUAAAUUUGAUAUGUUGUCAUUCACUGACACACACUUUAACACAUGGUUACAAUCGAGGUAUUAAACGAUAUAUGUAUAUAAUGCCACAUCUCCAUAUCUAACCACAUCCUUCAUCCUCCGUCUUUUUGCAAUACUUCUUUAUGUAUCUGCAAUCAUAUAUUACUUGUAUAUGGAGAUCUUACGUUUAACUAAUUUUUCUGACAAAAGCCUGCAUCCGCUAAGCGACAAACCUUACCAAAAAGUAAUUAAUUAAAAUCCUUUAUGGAAAAAAAGAGAAAACAAACAGAUAAAUAUUA
Molecule: messenger RNA, 2107 nt
Organism: Mercenaria mercenaria
Lineage: Eukaryota; Metazoa; Mollusca; Bivalvia; Venerida; Veneridae
Exons: 11
Coding region: 79-1767 (562 amino acids)
Source: RefSeq, a predicted model, not a curated record